Molecule: messenger RNA, 3642 nt
Organism: Eruca vesicaria subsp. sativa (arugula)
Lineage: Eukaryota; Viridiplantae; Streptophyta; Magnoliopsida; Brassicales; Brassicaceae
Source: the annotation of a GenBank genome assembly
AUGGGUCUAAACCUGAUUUUGGUGAUGAUACUGCUGGGGCAGAUACACGGAUGCAAAAGUUGCAUUCAAAAAGAAAGGUUAGCUUUGUUCGAGCUCAAGAAGUACAUGAUCUCAGUUGCUCCAGAGGAGGAAUCCACAUUUGUUAACCCUACUUGGACCAAUGACACAAAGAGCGAUUGCUGCCUGUGGGAGGACGUUAAGUGCAAUCGUUCAAGUGGACGGGUGAAUGAGAUUUCCUUUGGUUUUAAAAGCCUAAGGAGACUAAGAAAGCUGGAGAUUCUGGCUUUCACUGCAAAUGAUUUCAACAAUAGCAUCUUUCCUUUUAUUAAUGCUGCUACAUCACUUACAAAACUAUAUUUUCUGGACUGCAACAUGGAUGGCCAUGUUCCUGUUAAAGAACUUAGAGAUUUGACAAACUUGGAAUUGCUGGACAUGAGUUGGAACAGACUUAAUGACUCCAUACCAAUACAAGAGUCAUCUCCCUUGAAGAAUCUUAAAGCUCUGAGUCUAAGGGGUAAUAAUUUUUUUAGCUCAAUGGGACUGCAAGGCAAGUUUGCUCAAAUAAUUUCAUGGAUUUGCAAGUUGAAGAACCUGCAAGAGCUGGACCUCAAAGAAAACAAACUAGUAGGACAUUUUCCAUUAUGUUUAACUAGCUUGACUGGACUUCAAGUUCUUGAUCUCUCAUCAAACCAAAUGACUGGUACAAUACCAUCUUCUCUCGGUAACCUUAGAUCUCUUGAAUAUUUGUCGUUGUUUGAUAACAACUUUGAAGGCAUCUUCUCACUUGGUUCUCUAACCAAUCUCUCAGAGCUUAGAGUGUUGAAAUCUAGUUCAAAAUCCAACACGUUCAAAGUAGUAAUUGAAAAAUCUUGGAAGCCAAAAUUUCAGCUGAGUGUUAUUGCAUUACAGUCUUGCAACUUGGAAUAUGUUCCUCGUUUUCUUCUAUACCAGAAAGGUUUGCGCCAUGUUGAUCUCUCUGAUAACAAAAUUGCGGAAAAUUUUCCUUCAUGGCUGGUGGCUAACAAUUCAAAACUUGAAUUUCUGCUUCUACAAAAUAAUUUUUUUGUGAGCUUUCAGCUACCGGAAUCUGCUCAUAAUUUGCUUUUCUUGGAUUUGUCAAUGAAUGAGUUCAGUGAUGAAUUUCCUCAGAACAUUGGGUGGAUACUUCCUCAUUUACAAUACAUGAAUCUAGCAAAGAACAAUUUUCAAGGAAAUCUACCGGCUUCUCUUGGUAACAUGAAAAGUAUUGAACAUCUGGAUAUGUCUCACAAUAGUUUCCAUGGAAAGCUACCAAUAAGUUUUCUAAAGGGUUGUUAUUCCUUAUUAAUCUUAAAGCUUUCACACAACAAACUAAGUGGAGAGGUUUUCCGAGAGCCAGCUAACUUUACUGAUAUAACUGUUCUUGCUAUGGAUAACAACUCGUUUACAGGAAAGAUUAGACAAGGUUUGCGGAGUUUGAAAUACUUGAACAUUCUUGACAUUUCGAACAACAAUCUUAAGGGUGUAAUUCCCAGUUGGAUUGGUGAAUUUAGCAACUUAAAUGCACUGUUGCUUUCAAACAACUCGCUGGAAGGUGAAAUACCUAUGUCACUAUUCAACAUGUCAUAUCUUGGGCUACUGGACCUCUCUGCAAAUAUGUUAUCAGGUGAUAUACCUCCACAUGUAAAUUCUGAAACUCCUAUAGUAUUACUUCUGCAAGACAAUAAUUUCUCAAAGGGUAUUCCAGACACACUGCUACUGAAUGUCAGCAUACUUGAUCUGAGAAAUAACAGGUUGUCUGGGAAUAUUCCCGACUUCAUCAAUAGCCAAAACAUCAAUAUUCUUCUUCUUAGGGGUAAUAAUUUUACGGGCCAUAUUCCGCAUCGAUUGUGUGGUCUAAGCAAUAUUCACCUUCUGGAUCUUGCUAACAACGGAUUGAGUGGGUCCAUACCUUCAUGUCUUAGCAAUAUAUCAUUUAAUUCGGGGAAAGAGCACACAUCAUCAAAUUAUUAUGAUUUCAGCUAUGGUUACGAUGAUAGUGGAAGCGGCAUUACUCCUAGCCGGGUAGACAGAGAAAAUAACAUCGGUCUAUAUUUUAUAUCGCUGGUUGUAAUAGAAGAACGUACUAUAGCCCACUCGGCAGGAGUCCAGACUAAAAUUGAAUUCCCUACAAAACACAGAUAUGAUGCGUAUAUGGGUGGAAAUCUCCUACAACUUUGCGGAUUAGAUCUCUCCCAGAAUGAGUUGAGUGGUGAGAUCCCAAUAGAGCUUGGAGGUCUUCUUGAAUUGCAUGCUCUCAAUCUCUCUCGUAACUAUUUAUCAGGGGUGAUACCAACAAGUUUUUCAGGUCUAAAGAAUGUGGAAAGUCUUGAUCUUUCUUUCAACAGAUUACAUGGCAAGAUCCCACCACAACUAACGGAGCUGAGCAUCCUUGCGGUCUUUAAUGUCUCAUACAACAACUUACCAGGAGUCAUUCCACAAGGAAAACAGUUCAAUACUUUUGAUGCAAAAAGCUAUUUAGGUAAUUCUCUUCUCUGUGGACAGCCAACCAACAAAAGCUGCAACAGUAAUAACAUUCGAGAAGAAGAUAAUGAAGUGGAAGAUGAUGAUGAAUACACAAUAGACAUGGUAUCCUUCUACUGGAGUUUAACUGCAGCUUAUGUCACAAUACUUGUUGGAAUACUUGCAUCUCUCUCUUUUGAUUCUCCUUGGAGCAGAGCCUGGUUCAACUUCGUUGAUGCUUUCCUCCGCAAGAUUGCAAUGGGUGAUAAAGAAAAAAAUCAGUAUAGCCUAUGGAAUUCAGAGGAAACCAAGGUUUUAAUAGAGUUGCUUGUGGAUGGAAUUCAACGUGGAUGGCGUGACAGUAAUGGAAUAAUGAACAAAGCAACGGUGGAACAUAAAAUACUACCAGUCUUGAACGGAAGACUUGGAUGCCAAAAAACCCACAAGCAUUACCUAAGCAGGAUCAAGUUCCUAAAAGGUCAAUAUCAAUGCUAUGUUGAUCUUUUAAACAACAGUUCAGGCUUUGGGUGGGAUCCUAUCAUGAAAAGAUUUAUGGCUUCUAAUGAAGUAUGGAAUGACUAUUUAAAGGGACAUCCAAAUCAGAAGUUUUUACGCUAUGACUUUAGUGAACAGUUUGAUGAUUUAAAAAUCAUAUUUGAUUGUGCAACUGCUAAUGGUAGCUCUGCAAUUGGCUUGGGUGAUACCACGGAUGCUCGUGUCUUCACUGUUGGUGACAGUCAAGUACAAGAAAACUUGAAUUUUGAGGACAUCAAUGAUGAUGUAUAUGCUCAGCAACCAUCCCCAGAAAAUGGUGUCAAAAGGCGUGUGGAAAAACUUGUCUCGAGAAAACGAUCUCGAACAGACACAUCUGGCAGUUCAGUUGAGAUAAACAGUGAUCAAAGUGAUGCUAUGGUAAUGAUGACCAGCAAGAUCCUCACCUUCAUAACACAGAGAGAAGAAAGACACCAAAAAGAAGCUGAGAAAAGAGAAGCUGAAAAGAAGAAAAACAGUGUUUGGGAUGGUAUGAAAGAGGUUCCUAAUUUGGAUGAUCAUAUCAAAUUUAAAGCGGUGACCCUUAUCUAUUCCUUGGGAAUGAAAGAUGUGUUCACUGAUAUGUCCAUAGAAAAACGCUAUGGUUGGAUCCAAAGCAAUGUCAACUGA